This is a messenger RNA of Loxodonta africana (African savanna elephant), 626 nucleotides long. RefSeq names its product ribonuclease A family member 12 (inactive) (gene RNASE12). The coding region runs from base 1 to 513 and encodes 170 amino acids. Gene Ontology annotation, biological process: defense response to Gram-positive bacterium. The transcript has 2 exons. Gene Ontology annotation, molecular function: RNA nuclease activity; nucleic acid binding. NCBI's taxonomy places the organism in Eukaryota, Metazoa, Chordata, Mammalia, Proboscidea, Elephantidae. The record is from RefSeq and is a predicted model, not a curated record.
AUGAUUAAGCGUUUGGCUGCUAACCAAAAUGCUGACGGAGUUACAGCAAGAGAUGCGAAGGGACUGAUACCUCUGAUAAUACUAAUGGUGAUUAUUUUCCUGCUGCUUCUCUUCUGGGAAAAUGAGAUGAACGUAGAAUCAGGGAUGCCAACCUUGGAGCAGUUGCAUGUGGAUUACCCUCAGAGUGAUGUUCCUGUGAGAUACUGCAACUACAUGAUCUUACAAAGAGUCAUCAAGGAACCUGACAACACCUGCAAAAAGGAGCACGUCUUCAUCCACGAGAGGCCUCAAAAAAUCAACGCUAUCUGCACUUCCGUCAAGAAGAAGGCUUGCAGUAACCAUUCCAAACUUUUCUGCUUCCAGAGCAAGAUAAAGUUCAAAAUGACGGCCUGCGAGCUCAUAGAAGGUUCCAGAUACCCUGCCUGCAGGUACCACAUUUCUCCCAAGGAGGGGUUCAUUCUUGUCACUUGUGAUGAAAUGGGGGCAGUUAAUUUCCAGGGAUUUGUUGAAUAACUUGAGGCCAGCACCUGAGUCUGAGAUCAUCUCUUCUCUCUCAUUGGUCCUGGUGCUGGUUCUUCUUGAGGCGGACCUGAACUAUGGACAUGGAUAAUGCCUUGAGUGAAAUG